AUGAACCCGCAACAGCCAUGUCAGGCGCCCGGUGGGGCUCCCUUCCAAGGCCAACCGGCUCCUCCGCGCCCAGGACCUCCUCUCGGCGCCCAGCAACCAGGACGCUUCCCACCACCACCACACCAGCAGGCACAGCCGCAGCAAGUACGACCACAGCAGCCAUAUCCGCAGCAGCAGCAGCAAGGUGGUGCUCGUCCACCACCCAAUCCCGCCAUGCAGCCUCGUCCUCAGCAGCCCGCCGGAAUGCCUUUUGCUAGACCACCAGCGCCCUCUCCUUCCAACAGCAUGGCCGGCGGCCCGGGAUCGCUGCCCGCCCGUCCGUUUCCACAGCAAAUGGGUCCACAGUCAUCUGCAGACCCCGGUCGCGCUGCUCCACAACAGGCCCCGCAGCAGAUGCAAGGCGGUCUCGCUCCUCGUCCACCCUCCCAGCCGGGCACCAUGGCCGGCGUAGAGUCGCAAAUGGCGGGUCUCAACAUGCAAGCUCGUCAACCUAGUCCCGCCCCCGCCCUCGCACCGGAUGCAGGUCCGGCCAAGACCAAACGCAGCGCACGCGCCUAUCACACCGACGCGCAGGCUGCGUCGGCUCCAGGCUGGAACGACGCACCUAGCCAGCCAAAUCCACCACCGGCGCCAUGGCAGCAGGCGGCAGCUGCAAGGGUAGCUCAGCAGGGCCACCAGUUCAACCAGCCCGCGGACGACGAUGCGGCGCUCGAUCAGAUGCCCGGGCAACGAAACAUGAUCUCGCCCGCCCAGGCUGCUCACAACCGCGCCAUGAUGAACCAGACCCAGGCAGCAGCGCGGCCCAACAUGCCCAACAACCCACAGAGCAGCGUGCCAGGCAUGCAGGCAGCGCUGGGAGGUGGCGCCGGCGCCGGCAACGUUGGUAUCGCGCAACCGCCUCAUCAAGCCGGACAGCGAUUCGCAGGACCUCGCAGCAAGAUCGACCCGGAUCAGAUCCCAAGCCCCGUCGAGAUGCAGGAUGCUGACCAGGAGUUCUUCGACAAGGAGUGGUUUGCUACCUGCGGACGCGGUGGCAUGCCGCUGAGCACCACCAGCUUUGCCGCCGUCGACCAAGGCAACUGCUCUCCCAAGCAUCUGCGACUCACCACCUACAGCAUGCCAGCCACCGACGAACUCGCCACCACCUCGCAGCUCCCCCUCGCUGUGCUGUUGCAGCCCUUCGGACAGCUUCGUGCGGACGAGGCGCCUAUCCCCGUCGCAACCUUCGGCGAGAGCGGUCCGCCACGCUGCAAGCGAUGCCGAGCCUACAUCAAUGCAUGGUGUGUCUUCGUCGAGGGCGGUCAAAAAUGGACCUGCAACCUCUGCGGAACGGCCACCGAGGUGGCUGCCGACUACUUCUGCAACCUCGACAUGAGUGGUCGACGAGUCGAUUUUGAUCAACGGCCUGAGCUCUCGCGCGGAUCCAUCGACUUUGCUGUGCCAAAAGAGUACUGGGCCGUGCAGUCGACACCGCCUGCCUCCGUGCUGCUCCCCGUGGCGCCGGCGAGCACUCGCACAGAGACCGCCAAGCUCGAACCAAAGGCAGACGCAAAGGACUACGAGGGCACCACGCUCGGUCUCUCCGGUCAGGGCGCGCAGGCCGCCAAAAGCGCCACGAAAGCCGCCAACGACGCGCUUAGUGGACUUCAGCUUGGCAAGGGCCGCACAACGGUGCGUGCACCUCGACCUCUCACCUACUUCUUUGCCAUCGACGUGAGCUACAGUGCCGUCCGAUCGGGCGCCUUGGCCAGCUCCGUGGCCGCCAUCCGAGAGACGCUCUAUGGUCCGAAAGAGAGCGCGGCAGAGCAAGGAACAAACGGCGCGCCAGACGCUGAUGCCACUGCCGGCCCCGGUUUUGGUCUCGUAGAAGGCGCACGCGUCGCCAUCCUCACCUUCGACCGUGCUCUUCACUUUUACAAUCUGGCCCCAGAGCUGGACCAGGCGCAGAUGCUCGUGGUCGGUGACAUUGACGAGCCCUUCGUACCCAUCAGCGAUGGCUUGCUUGCCGAUGUGUGGGAGUCUCGUCACCUGAUCGAGGGUCUUCUCGACCAACUUCCAAGCAUGUUCGCUGAGAACAUGGUCGGUGAUGCUGCUCUUGGCGCCGCGGUACGGGGAGCUCAGGCAGCGUUGUCCACCAUUGGUGGUCAGGCCAACAUCUUCUUGUCUACUAUCCCUACCGUCGGACCGGGUGCGCUCAAGCACCGCGAGGACACCAAGCUGUACGGAACCGACAAGGAGAAGAACCUCUUCGUUCCUCAGGACGGCUUCUACCGCGGCGUGGCCGAGGAGUGCGUCGACGCAGGCAUCGGUAUCAACCUCUUCUUCUUCCCUUCGCAGUACAUUGACGUGGCCACCAUCGGCGUGCUGCCUGGCUUCACGGGUGGAGAUGUCUUCUUCCACCCGCGCUUCGAUCCUGUGCGAGACGGCAUCCGACUGCAAAGCGAGGUUCGACGCACCGUGCUGCGCGAGACCGCCUACAAUGUCACGAUGCGCCUGCGUUGCUCCAACGGUCUCCGCGUCGCCGACCACUUUGGCAACUUCUUCCAGCGCAACUCGACCGAUCUCGAACUCGGCACCAUGGAUGCGGACAAGUGUAUCGCAGCGCUGGUCAAGCACGACGGCAAGCUCGACGAAAAGCACGAAGCCCACUUCCAGUGUGCUGUUCUCUACACUACAGCGCAGGGAGAACGACGUGUGCGAUGUCACAACAUUGCUGUGCCCGUCACAUCGCUGCUGGGCAACGUCUUCCGCUACGCCGAUAUGGACAGCGCUGUGGCGUACUACAGCAAGGAGGUGGUGUCGUUGGCGCACGCCAAGCCGCUCAAAGAGGUCCGCCACUAUCUCACGGACAAGUGCGUCAAGAUCCUGCUGGCAUACCGCCGGAACUGCGCCUCGUCCACCAGCCCAGGCCAGCUGAUUCUGCCAGAGAGCUUCAAGCUGUUCCCGCUGUAUGCUCUGGCGAUCAACAAGACCAAGUGCAUCAAGGGCGGCAACGUGACGUCGGAUGUGCGCGCCUUCUACAUGCGCUUCUUCCGCGCACAGGGUGUCUCGGCCAUCAUGUCGAUGCUCUACCCACGCAUGAUCGCGCUGCAUACGAUGUCGGAUGCCGACGGCUCGCCGAUCCAGAUUCAGCAGCCCGAUGGGACCACGGUGGACGGCACGCGCAUCAAGACACCUGCGCUGAUGCGACCUUCGUACCUGCGCAUGGAAGGUCACGGUGCUUACUUGCUCGAGAACGGCGAGAUGUGCAUCUUGUGGCUCGGCGCCAACGUCAACCCGCGUCUGCUGGAGGACCUGUACGGUGUCAACUCGUUGGAAGAGAUCGACGCUCGCAUGACUCGCUUGCCGAAACUGCCGACCAAGCUCUCCAAGCAGGUUCGCGCGAUGAUCCAGUCGUUUGCGGUGCAGAGGAAUAAGCCCGAGUUGCCGGUGCUCAUCGCUCGACAGAACCGCGAUGGAACCGAGGUGGAACUUGCCAACAGCCUGGUGGAGGACCAGAACAACGACGCGAUGAGCUACGUCGACUACCUUUGCCAUGUCCACCGCAUCAUCAGCUCGGAUAUGACUUCGGGUAAGGAGGAGUCGUCUUCGUGGUUUUCCUCAUAA
Messenger RNA from Kalmanozyma brasiliensis GHG001, 3606 nucleotides. Its product is annotated as Zinc finger, Sec23/Sec24-type. The record is from RefSeq and is a predicted model, not a curated record. Gene Ontology annotation, cellular component: endoplasmic reticulum exit site; COPII vesicle coat. Lineage: Eukaryota; Fungi; Basidiomycota; Ustilaginomycetes; Ustilaginales. Gene Ontology annotation, biological process: endoplasmic reticulum to Golgi vesicle-mediated transport; COPII-coated vesicle cargo loading; intracellular protein transport. Gene Ontology annotation, molecular function: zinc ion binding; SNARE binding. Bases 1 to 3606 code for a protein of 1201 amino acids. The transcript has a single exon.